Molecule: messenger RNA, 777 nt
Organism: Tachyglossus aculeatus (Australian echidna)
Lineage: Eukaryota; Metazoa; Chordata; Mammalia; Monotremata; Tachyglossidae
Gene: PSMB9
Product: proteasome 20S subunit beta 9
Exons: 6
Coding region: 59-688 (209 amino acids)
Cellular component (GO): proteasome core complex
Molecular function (GO): threonine-type endopeptidase activity
Source: RefSeq, a predicted model, not a curated record
GCAGGUUAGCAGGCCGGGGCGGGACGGGACCGGUCAGAGUGGCGUCUAGUAGGGAGCCAUGCAGACCUCCGGGGAUGUCAGCACCGGGACGACCAUCAUGGCGGUGGAGUUCGACGGGGGGGUCGUGGUAGGCUCGGACUCCAGGGUCUCGGCCGGGCAGGCGGUGGUCGGUCGGGUGUUUGACAAACUCGCUCGGCUGCACGACCACAUCUACUGCGCCGUGGCCGGAUCCUUGGCGGACGUGCAGGCCGUGUCCGACAUGGCCGCCUAUCACCUGGAGCUACACAGCAUGGAGCUGGAGAAUUCCCCGCCGGUGGUUGCCGCUGCCAACGUGGUGAAGAACAUAACUUACAAGUAUCGAGAAGAGCUUUCCGCCAACAUGCUGAUAGCCGGGUGGGAUUGCCAAAAAGGGGGACAGGUAUAUGGGACCCUGGGGGGCAUACUGACCCGCCAGCCCUUUGCCGUGGGUGGUUCUGGAAGCGUCUACAUCUACGGCUACGUUGACGCGGCCUACAGACCUGACAUGACCCCGGCUGAGUGCCGCCGUUUCACCACUGACGCCAUCGCUCUGGCCAUGGGCCGGGAUGCGGUCAGUGGCGGCGUUAUCCAUCUGGUCACCAUCACAGCCUCGGGCGUGGAACAUCAAGUCAUCUCCGGCAAGGAUCUGCCCCAGUUCUUUGAUAAGUGAUCCCCACCCCACCCCCGCCCCACCAUCGACCUCCACUUUUUUCUCUUUUGUAAUAAAAACGUUGCUCCCGGCCUCAGUGAUUUCCCACU